AUGCCUGCGACUCAGGGAGACCCCCCUGCCCUCCCGGCCACGGCCGAGGAGGUCAGAGACUUUGAUACAUUCACCUCUGUGAUCAACAAGCUGACUUCAUGUGUCAGCUCAGCAAUAAAUGAGGGAAAAAGUGUAACUGCGGUGAAUAAACGCCUGAUUAGUCUGGCCAUGGAGGAAAUCCGCCGGGCUGCCCGAACCCUAAACAGUGUUAACACCAUCGCCUCUCCCAGCGCAUCAGCUCUGGGGGAAAUUAAAGAAGAAAUCGUGGCCUGUGUCCGCGAGGAGAUGACUGGUUUAAGGAAACUGGUCAACACAGUGAAAAAACCAACCUACGCCCAGGCUGUCUCUGCGGCCAGUGGGGCUUCUACAUCUGUGGGAGGGCCUGCCCCCGCACCGUACCAACUAUCUCAAAGCCUGCCGAACUCCACUUAUGCACCGACUAGGGUUCAACCCGUAUCCAACAACAAACUCCGCGUGGAGUUUGAAAAUGUCUCAAAAAGGGAUGACACGCUCACAAGGCUAGAGAAUAGCAAGGAUGUCAAAGCAGAACCCGUGCGUAUGCUUAAACCCAUGGUUAUUCUUAAGGGCAUAUCCAAGGAUGUUCCCUCGGAGGACCUGGUUAAGUUGAUCAGCAAGCAAAACCCUGAGAUAUCCCAUUUGAUUGAGGGUGAGGGUCGUGACGGUGAGGGCCUCCGACUCCGCUUUAAGCGAGGUAAUCGCAAUAGUAAUCUAUAUAACGCGGUGUUCCUGGCAGAGGCCAAGUGCCACAAGUGUCUUCAGUUCGGACACAUGAGGUCCAAAUGCACCGCCACCGAAAGUCUUUGCUCGCACUGUGCUGGCUCCGACCACCAGGUGGACAAAUGCCCUGUGAAAAAUGAGCCUGGCAGCGUCAAGUGCUAUAAUUGCACUUCUCACAAUGCCAGAUUUAAAUCCAACCAAGACUGCAAACAUACCGCUAAUUCCGAUAAAUGUCCCAGACUGCGAGCCAUGAAAGAUAAAAUAAAUCAAAGAGUCGACUAUGGAUUUGCACCAUAA
Messenger RNA from Parnassius apollo (apollo), 1035 nucleotides. Lineage: Eukaryota; Metazoa; Arthropoda; Insecta; Lepidoptera; Papilionidae. The record is from the annotation of a GenBank genome assembly.